CCAUGUGAGCUGCUCUCUCUAGUCAUUGCCAUUUCCACACACUUCACCACUAUUGUACAAAGAUUUGCCCAUACCCUCCAAUCAUAUCUCUCUCUCUCUCGACUCUUUGUUUUAAGCUUUAACAAAUUCAAUCUGUCUUCAGUUUUCAGCUUCCACAAAAUGAUUUUCCUUUCAUUUUUUAUUCCGGGCUAAGGUUUUUGUUUCCAUUGGCUACCUAGUCUAGCACUAUUUUGUGGUGCUCCGUUGUGCUGAGAAAUUUUGGACGUAUAAGAGCUGAGAGAGAAUCUUCAAUCUUGUGGAAUUUGCAAAACCAAGAUUAGAUAUUUUCAGGAGAUGUGAAUUUCCAAGCAAAGAUGACAUCUUUCAGUGGAUUAGGCAUUGGUUUAAGUUUGGUUUUUGGUUGUCUUCUGUUGGCUCUUGUUGCUGAGCUCUACUAUUUGCUUUGGUGGAAGAAGAGAAUUGCUAGCUCAGAAGUUGAAGAUGAUUACAGCAAUUAUGCAAAGGAGCUUAUUCAUCUCUUCUGCUGGAAGAAAUCUGCUGCUUUGCAUGCAACCACCACCACCACCAACAACCAAGAUUUAGUUAAAGACCAAGAUACAAAUGGUGUUGAGUUGGACCCAGAGCUUGGCUCAGGCAAGGAUUUGCUGCUAAAGGGUUUUGGCGAAGAGGGUGUGGAAUCAGAGCUCAUGAGACUACACAAUCUGGCAGGCCCACCAAGAUUUCUCUUCACAAUCAAGGAGGAAACAAAGGAAGAUUUGGAGUCAGAAGAUGGCAGGUCGAGAUGCGAUAGGAGCAGAAAAGGAUCGAGAACAAGGAGCUUGAGUGACCUUAUACUAACUGUUGACACUCCUUUUAUUAGUCCUUUGGCUUCUCCGCCCUUGAAGUCACCUCCUUUGAACCCCUUAGAUUCUUAUCACCGCCAAGGAUUCAAUCCUCUCUUUGAAUCAUCGACAGAUGCAGAGCUAAAUAAGCUACGAUCUUCACCUCCUCCAAAAUUCAAGUUCUUAAGGGAUGCGGAAGAGAAACUGUUAAGAAGAUUGAUGCUAGAAGCUGAGAAAAGGGUACAGAGAAAUGGCGGUUCUCUUCAAGAUUCUGGAGUCAAAGCUGUUAACAGUACAGCAAGUGUAACAGAAGAGACAGAGGGGUCUUUCCUUAAAUUCAUUGUUGGUAAGAACAGAGAACCUCUCCAAUAUUUGCCACAGUACCCUUCAAGUUCUUCUCAGGUACUGCCAUUGGCUUCUUCUCCUACAGCAUUCAGACCACUAGACAAGAAAGACAGUGUGCAUUAGAUUCCUGUUAGAAGAGUUUCGUUUUUAUUUUAAUUUAUUCUUUUCCUCUACCAAUUAAUUUCUCAAGAUGGUUACCUGUGUAUUAAUUUAAACUGUUUUCAGGAGAAAAAAAAACUUUUUUUUUUGGGGGGGUAAAGGGGGAAUCUUUUUGGGGGAGGGUAAGUCUUGUUUUGGUAAGAUAGCCAUGACCAAACUGCAGCAUUUUGUUAGGCAAUGGCAUCUUGAGUUAAGGCAAACUGACAAACUCUACAGAUUGAUGUUUAGGAUGUUGGUUAGUUCAAAGUGGGGGACCUUGUGGGGUAAUCUGGUUUUUGCCCAUCCUCCAUGACCCCUCUGAGCUCACUUUUAAACUAGCAUUCUUUCAUGUGCUCCCAAUUCUCAUUGUCUGAGGGGCUAAAACUCCUUUUGCUUUUUUUUUCUUUACAUUUCUUUUAGUACUUGUUAUCCUUCUUAGGUUGUAUCUCCAGUUCUGGUACAAGAUACAGAGUGUAUUGUACAUCAGCAAUGAUAGAAGUGAGCAUGAUUAAAGGUUCCAGCCA
This is a messenger RNA of Theobroma cacao (cacao), 1828 nucleotides long. The record is from RefSeq and is a predicted model, not a curated record. Lineage: Eukaryota; Viridiplantae; Streptophyta; Magnoliopsida; Malvales; Malvaceae.